GUUUAACAACACUUUGAGGUAGAGCGCUUCGAUAACGUAUCACUAACAUCUUACCUGCAGGGACCUAACGACGUCUAUCAUAGUGCCCGCCAACUAGAUCAUGAAGAUCGCUGGCGGAGAAUUAUAAGUGGUGGAAUUUCGCUCUCUAUUAGGGAAUUCCUCCGCUAAAGCUUACCCUCUCAAGCCAAGAAUCCGGGGUAUCAUGAGCUACCUAUCCUCGACGGUCCGUCCGACCCAACGCCCUGGUUGGGACGGCUACUCCCUACGCACAGGAAAGUCAAGCAUUUGCGUUAGGUAGAUCUACAAUUGGUGGAUACGACGUGCGUCCCGGUCAUUCGGGCGAGAUUUUCCCCACCGACCUGAGCUGAGCGAAGCUGAUAGACGGGUUUGGUAUUUGGCUAACGUCAAAGGGGGAAAAUGAGGGGUUCGACGUGCAGAUGAGAUGUCGACCCUGGUCUAGGUACAGAGUAAGCGGGCUUUAGCUAAUGUAAACCACCCCUUUCGAUAUAAUCUCUCGACGGCGGGGAUGCAUUUAUAUCAUAGAUCGAUCUGCUCUUUUCUCUUGGCCGAUCCCUUUUAUCGCAAUUGGGGAGGAAGGGUUGCUGUCGCUAGCACAAGUGAUUUAAGAUGCCGACUUCUAAGAGGCUCUACAAUUGGUAUAUCGCUCUUGUGGCGGCGAUGUGUAUGGUCCUAUACGGCUACGAUGCUUCUGUCUUCAACGCCGCGCAGGGCUCAGAUAAUUGGCUCGAGUGGUUUGAUCUCGACCUGAAAGCGGAUGCGAACUUGAUAGGGUUGGUAAACACAGCUUAUACUAUCGGCGCCAUUGUCGCUGGUUGGUUCUUUGGUGGCCCAACUGCUGAUUAUUUCGGCCGACGAAUCGGCAUGGGCAUAGGAUGCCUGCUCACCAUCGCCGCAACCUUUAUGCAAGCCUUCGCGCCAUGGCAUAAUCUCGGGUGCUUCAUCGGCGGCCGCGUCCUCAUCGGCAUCGGCCAGGGCAUGGCUCUCACCGCGGGCCCCAUCUACAUCGGCGAAGUCUCCCCUCCCGAGAUCCGGGGGCAGAUCAUGACGUUCUGGCAGAUGUUCUACAGCGUGGGGUCCUUCAUCGCAUACUGGAUCGCCUACGCAAGCAACGCGCACAAAGCCACGCUCGGGCACUGGGACUGGCGCAUGGUCGUCAUCUUCCAGCUUCUCGUCCCCAGCAUCAUCCUCGUGCUCCUCCCCUUCCAGCCCGAGUCCCCGCGCUGGUGGAUCAAACGCCACAACAACGUCGACAAAGCCAAGGAAGCCCUCCGUCUCAUCCGCGACUCAGAGGAGGAGGUCGAGUACGAAGUCCUAGCGAUCCGCGAAGCCGUGGAAUUUGAGAACGAGGCCGUGGGCGGCUCGUACCUGGCGCUUUUCAAGGACCCGUCCGUGCGGAGAAGACUGUACCUCGCGUUCGUGCUGAAUGUCGGACAGCAGCUGUCGGGCCAGGGCACGCUGAACUCGUACUCGAGCGCGAUUUACAAGACGAUUUGGCCGUCUUCGCAGACUAUUAAUCUCAUCAACGCCUUGAAUGCGACGUGUGGGAUUCUGUUCACGCUGAACGCCGUGUGGACUGCGGAUAGGUUUGGUCGAAGAUGGCUGUUCAUUGUCGGUGCUAUCGGGAUGGGGAUAUGCAUGUUGGUUGUUCCGGUUAUUGGUAUGACGACGCCUAAUGUUAUCGGAGCUAAGGGCACGGCGACGAAGACAGAGCCUGUUGGCAUCGCUAUUGUUUUUCUGCUGUUCCUCUUCAUUUUCUUCUACAAGCCGUCCUGGGGUGCAGCGACUUGGAUCUGGACGUCUGAAGUGUUCAGUAUGAAUGUGCGAGCACAAGCCGUAGGGAUGUGUUCCCAGAUGCAAAACGUGGCCAACACCAUAUUCCAGCAAUUCUUCCCCAUUUUUCUUGCCAACGAGGGUUUGAAAUGUUUGUUCUUUUUCAUGGCGACGAAUUUUGUCCUGGCUGUCUUCGUGUGGUUUUGCAUUCCGGAGACCAUGAAGGUGCCUCUUGAGGAAAUCGACACGUUGUUCGGUGGCCAGAACCACGUGGAAAAGGGUGGGCAGAUGCUCGGUGCUACGGAUGCACAGGAUACAAACCCAAGGAGAAACAGCUCAGAGGUGCGGCAGAAUGAUAUCACAAGAGAGAGAAAUGUUUAAUAGAUACGAUGUCAAUUCAGUUAAAAAAAAACAUACCCCCCCGGCCAAAC
Messenger RNA from Annulohypoxylon maeteangense, 2222 nucleotides. Its product is annotated as general substrate transporter. Gene Ontology annotation, molecular function: carbohydrate:proton symporter activity. Gene Ontology annotation, biological process: transmembrane transport; carbohydrate transport. The coding region runs from base 628 to 2172 and encodes 514 amino acids. Lineage: Eukaryota; Fungi; Ascomycota; Sordariomycetes; Xylariales; Hypoxylaceae. The transcript is spliced from 5 exons. Gene Ontology annotation, cellular component: membrane. The record is from RefSeq and is a predicted model, not a curated record.